Molecule: messenger RNA, 1808 nt
Organism: Bombina bombina (fire-bellied toad)
Lineage: Eukaryota; Metazoa; Chordata; Amphibia; Anura; Bombinatoridae
Gene: RDH12
Product: retinol dehydrogenase 12
Exons: 7
Coding region: 35-997 (320 amino acids)
Source: RefSeq, a predicted model, not a curated record
UGACAGAGCUGAUGCUGAUCCAGACUCAGGCAGAAUGGAGUGCUGUGCUUGUACUGUGGCUGCUGCUGUCGUUAUCCCCCUGUCCCUUCUUUACUUUGCUUCUCCUCUGAUCAGGAAGUUUGUUGCUGGGGGAGUUUGCAAAUCUGAUGCAAAGCUUCAUGGGAAGGUGGUUAUAGUUACAGGAGCAAACACCGGAAUCGGGAAAGAGACCGCAAGAGAUCUUGCCAGGCGAGGAGCUCGUGUAAUUCUUGCCUGCAGAGAUGUGCUGAGGGGCGAAGGUGCCGCUUGUGAAAUCCGGGCGUCUACUGGAAAUGACCAAGUUGUUGUUCGCAAACUGGAUUUGGCAAACACAAAAUCAGUCAAAGAAUUUGCAGAAAACAUUCACAAAGAUGAGAAAAAAAUCCACAUACUGAUUAAUAAUGCAGGUGUCAUGAUGUGCCCUUACACCAAGACGGCUGAUGGCUUUGAGAUGCAGAUUGGAGUCAACCAUUUUGGACACUUCCUCUUAACCUACCUCCUGCUGGACCUUCUGAAACAGUCAUCACCGGCUCGUAUUAUUAAUGUCUCUUCUCUGGCUCAUCUGUUUGGAGCCAUCAAGUUUAAUGAUAUCCAAAGCCUGAAGAGCUACUUCAGCCCUGGGGCUUAUUGUCAGAGCAAGCUGGCAAACAUCUUGUUCACACGAGAGUUGGCCAGGAAACUGCAAGGUACUGGAGUGACAGUCAAUGCUUUGCACCCUGGCACAGUUGGCUCAGAGCUGACCAGACAUUCCAUUAUACUUAAUUCUCUAUGGAAGCUGUUUUCUAUUUUUGUUAAGACACCCGUGGAAGGUGCUCAGACAAGCAUUUAUUGUGCAGUAGCGGAGGAGCUAGAGAACGUCACUGGAAAAUACUUCAGUGACUGCAGACCGGCCUAUGUGUCAUCUAAAGGACGUAAUGAUGCUGAUGCAAAGAAACUGUGGGAUUUAAGCUGUAAUACUCUUGGAAUCCAAUGGGAAUGAGCUACAAGUCUGACAUAUAUUUUUUAUUUGCAAAAACUGUACAUAGGAAGUAUAAAAUUGUAAGGUUAAAUUGAGUUCAUACCUCAGUAUACAUUUAGCGAGUCUGAAAUUUUUUAUAUACAGGUGGCCCUCGUUUUACAACGGUUCAAUUUACACCGUUUCAGAAUAACAACCUUUUUUUUCCAGUCCUGUGACUGCUAUUGAGAAGCAGUUCAUUUAUUAAAAUAGCCAGUAGGUGUAGCUGUCUGCUUGUGUUGCAGCAAAGCCUAGCAAGCUGAAAUUAAUCAGUUCAACCAAACCUGAGCUAUUGAGCAGAUUUCAAAGGAACAAGAUCUUCCUGUCUAUAAAUCAGUCCAGAUUGGAAUGCAUAGAACGAACUGUUUGCAGAAAAAUGCAAGUGAAGUCUGUGUUGUGUAAUUAUUUUAUUAGGUUUAUAAUGCUGUUUAGCAAAUAUUUUUGCUCAUUUAACUUGGUUUAAUUAUAUAUUCUGUGUUGUGAUUAUUUUAUUAGGUUUAUAAUGCUGUUUAUCAUUUAAAGUCUUCAUUUCAAAGCUUUAAAAAUAAAUGUAUUAGGUGUUACUUAUGACAAUUUUGAGAGGGGCCUGGAACCUAUCUGCCUCACUUCCCAUUGACUUACAUUAUAAACUGGGUUUCAAUUUACAACGGUUUCGAUUUACAACCAUUCCUUCUGGAACCUAACCCCGGCGUAAACUGAGGGCUACCUGUAUAAUAAACAUUCCUAGUUGAGCGAACAAGUUACUUUUUUCCUUAACAGCCUCAUACAGCAUUUGUAAUAAAUUUACCUUUAAAAA